AAAGUGCUGAAACCAUCUUCUUUGUCCCUUUUCAAAACCGUAACGCCCACCUUUGAUUUCCGCCUCCCCACCUCACAAUUUCAAUCACUCCUGCAGAGCAAAAGAAACCGGAAGACAGAAAUGACCGCUGCAAUCGACCCGGUGGACGAGUUCCUCAACUUGGAUGCCUGGCCCCUUUCUCCCGAGGAAGAUUAUAGCAGUAGCGGAAAUGAUUCCGGUGAUCAGAGACACAGCCACCACCGCGGCCUGCCGUUUUCUCAGUCCUCAAUCUCCUCCUCCUCCUCCUCCUCCUCCCCCCACUCCCCCGGGGAGAGUUACAUGGUGGGAUUUUUAAUCGUGAACGUGGUCGGCAUUCAGUAUUACAAUGGGACCAUCAACGGCCGGGAAAUGGUGGGUCUGGUCAGAGAGCCCCUGAAUGCUUACGAUGAAAAUGCCAUUAAGGUUUUGAACACUCGGUCGGUUCAGGUCGGCCACAUUGAACGGAUGGCGGCAAAAGUCCUUGCCCCAAUGAUCGAUUCCCGUCUGAUCGCCGUCGAAGGUAUUGUGCCGAAGGCAUCAGUGAGGUUCAAUAGAUACAAAAUUCCUUGCCAGGUUCACAUUUUUGCAAGAAUAGAGGCUUUUGAUGCGGUGAAAUCGAACAUUGCAGCUGCUGGAUUGCAGCUUAUUUCAGAGAACAAUGCAUCAUUUGCUUUAUCUGAAGCUGCUGUGGUGAGGCAAAGAAGAGCUGGUGAAGGUGAAAAGAGUGUAGAUGAGAUCUUUAAGCUGUUGGAUGAGAAAAUUGGUCAGACCAGAGCAUUGGCUGCAUUGGAACCCCCUAAAGAUGUGAUAAAAUCAGAGCUGCUUUUGCACCAAAAGGAAGGCUUAGCCUGGUUAGUUCAGAGAGAAAAUUGUUUAGAAUUACCUCCAUUUUGGGAAGAAAGAGGUGGAGCUUAUGUUAAUGUAUUGACUAACUACAUGACAGAUGAGAAGCCAGAGCCAUUACGAGGUGGAAUUUUUGCUGAUGACAUGGGACUGGGAAAAACUCUUACUUUGCUUUCCUUAAUUGCAUUUGACAAAUUCCUUGGUCCUGGUCCUUCAUCAGUUGACACUGGUGAUGGAGACGUUGGAAAAGAAUUGGAAUUGAAAGAAGAGGAAGUUAUUGUUGUUAUUGAUAAGCGGUCCAAAAGACAAAGAGGCAGCAAAGGCACUAAUACUCAACAAAAGAGGCAGAAGACUGAGGUUGUAGAUGCAGGUGACAUUAAAGUAAAGUCCAAAUGUAGUUCUGAUCCACACAACUCUGUGGUUUCAAGAACCACCUUGAUCGUUUGUCCACCAUCUGUUUUUUCAUCAUGGGUAAACCAAUUAGGAGAGCACACUAUACCAGGACGCCUAAAAGUGUACAUGUACUAUGGAGAAAGGACGAAAGAUGCUAAUGUGCUACAGGCUUAUGAUAUAGUUCUCACUACUUACACCACUUUGGCUGCUGAAGAUCCAUGGGAAGAUUCUCCUGUGAAGAAGAUAGAAUGGAGGCGAAUAAUUCUGGAUGAGGCGCAUUUGAUCAAGAAUAUAAAUGCACUGCAAAGUCGUGCGGUUACAAAACUGAAUGCCAAGAGAAGGUGGCUUGUCACUGGAACACCAAUACAGAAUCAUUCGUUUGAUCUAUUUUCGUUAAUGGCUUUUCUGAGGUUUGAGCCUUUGUCAAUUAAGAACUACUGGAAUAAUUUGAUAGCACGCCCACUUGCUUCAGGAGAUGAGAAAGGCAUCUCGCGUCUUCAGGUUCUUAUGGCAGCCAUAUCUUUGAGGAGGACAAAGGACAAGGCAUUGGUUGGUUUGCCAUCAAAAUCUGUGGAGACGCUUCUUGUGGAUCUCUCAGCUGAAGAACGGGAUGUUUAUGACAAGAUGGAAUCUGAAGCCAGGAAAGUUAUUACGCAUUAUAUCAGCGGUGACACUUUAGUUAGAAACUAUUCAACAGUACUCAGCAUACUUGUACGACUUCGGCAGGUUUGCAAUGCUUUGGCCUUGUGCCCUCCAGAUAUCAGAGAGUUACUUCCUUCACUUGAAGAUGUAAAAAAAGAACCCAAAUUGCUGGAAAAGAUGCUUUCUGUGCUGCAAGAGGGUGAAGAUUUUGACUGCCCAAUCUGUAUUUGCCCACCACGUAAUGCAGUUAUUACUUGUUGUGCUCAUAUCUUCUGCCAAUCGUGCAUCCUCAAGACCAUCAGACGUUCAAACCCAUCUUGUCCACUGUGCCGCCAUCCACUAUCUGAUUCGGACCUCUUCCAAGCCCCUCCAAAUCUUUCUGAGACAGAAGAUACUCCAGAGUCUUCCAGUUUUUCAUCCAAGGUUGCUGUUCUUUUACAGCUUCUUUCUGCAUCCAGGGAUCACAGCCCAACAACAAAAUCAGUGGUCUUUUCACAGUUUCAGAAAAUGUUGCUCCUUCUUGAAGAGCCACUAAAAGCACUAGGAUUCCGGCUAUUGAGAUUAGAUGGCUCGAUGAAUGCCAAAAAGAGAGCAAAAGUAUUAAAAGAGUUCGAUGUACCAGCACCUGAAGGACCGACAAUCUUGCUUGCCAGUCUGAAAGCUUCUGGAGUUGGAAUUAAUCUUACUGCUGCUUCUAGGGUUUACUUGAUAGAGCCGUGGUGGAAUCCAGCAAUUGAAGAACAGGCAAUGGAUCGAAUCCACCGAAUUGGACAGAAAGAAGACGUGAAGAUUGUGAGGUUGAUUGCUAAGGAAACCGUUGAAGAAAGAAUAUUAGCAUUACAAGAGCAAAAGAAACUGCUCGCAAGGAAAGCUUUUGGUAGGAGGGUUCCUCAAGGCCAAAGGGAGAUCAACAAAGAAGAUCUCGUGACCUUGAUGUGCUUGUGAGUUAGUCUUACUUUACAUAAGAUACCCUGCAUGGCUUACUUUUGCCCAUACUGAUGUAACUAAUCUUUUUGAGUACCCAGCUUGCAAAGGUAUUUUUACUGUUAUAGUUGCAGAGCAUCCAAAUAUGUCAGUGAUGUAUUAUAGCCAUACUUUGUUUUGCUUUUCUUGUAUUAUAGUAACUCAAGGAUGAUUUCAGCUGCAAAUAUUUAGUUCUUUAUCUCAA
Molecule: messenger RNA, 3064 nt
Organism: Coffea eugenioides
Lineage: Eukaryota; Viridiplantae; Streptophyta; Magnoliopsida; Gentianales; Rubiaceae
Product: putative SWI/SNF-related matrix-associated actin-dependent regulator of chromatin subfamily A member 3-like 1
Exons: 4
Coding region: 121-2841 (906 amino acids)
Molecular function (GO): nucleic acid binding; ATP binding; ATP-dependent chromatin remodeler activity
Source: RefSeq, a predicted model, not a curated record